AUGGGUUACAUGACGGCCAUGUCUACGUUGAAGGAGAGGUUCGGUCGCCCCUUCCAGGUAGUGAAGUCCUGCAUCGAUAGAGUGACAAAGGGUCCAAGGCUGACAUUCCAGAAUAGGAAGGGCUUGCUUGAAUUUGCAGACUUGCUGAACUCGACAUACCACACUCUUCAAGACCAAGAGCUACUCGUGGAAGCCAACACGCAGACGACACUCCGCUCAAUCUUUGAUAGACUGCCGGGCAAAUCGGCAAAGAUUGCCAACCAUGCUGUAUACGCCGUUAAUGCUAGUUUGGAAAACAAGGGAAACAAGCCAAUAGCCCCGAAGAAGAGUUUUGAUGCGAAGGCAAGGCCGCUGACAACCCUCUCUACACAAAUAGUAAGCAAGCCAAAGUUUGAAGCAAAGACGACGCAGAAGAACUUUGCCAAUGCUGCCAAUGGUAGUUGUGCACACUGCAAGGCACUUCAUGGAGUUAAGGAUUGUCCAGGUUUCAUGGCCAAAGACAUAGAAUUUCGGAGGAAGAUGGAGCAGAAACCAGUCGCCAAGAACUUGUCAUCCGCCGUAAAAGCUGAUGAAAGGAGCCAGUCGGUGCAUGUGGGAUCAUUGGUCCCAUCUAAGCCGAGACAGAUGGUGCUGUUGAAAGUGAUUCCAGUCCAGAUAGCUGCUGACAAUGGGAAGUCAAUCACCACUUUGGGCCUGUUGGACUCUGGAGCCAGCGCAACGUUGAUGACUCAACGAGUGGCAGACAAGUUGGGAAUAAAGGGAGCACCGGAAACCAUCAGCAUCAAUACAGUGUUGGCAACCGGUCAGGACCAAGAAGUCGCAGUCUGCGAGUGUAUGCUGAAGCCCGUUGAUCUUGAUUUGUCAACGCCUGUGGAUAAGGAAGCCGUGUCGAUUUUGAUUGGAGAAGAUGUACCUAGAGCACACACAAUCCUGGAAGGUCAUUACGGAACUGACCAUCAAGUCGAACCAUAUGCAGUUAGAACACCAUUAGCCUGGUGUGUGGCAGGGCCCACCCAUGAUGGCUCGGGGUCAACAGUUGAUGCUAAUCUGACGAUAUCAAACAGGGGUUUGGAUCAACAGAUUGAUGAGUCAUCUAUUGUGACCAAAGGCAAAUCUGGUGGAACUCUGGAAGUUGAGUCAUCUAGUGCGACCAAAGGCAAAUCUGAGAAGAUUGAAAUCAGCCAAUACAACCAGAAGUUGAUCCUUUGGCAGACUGAAAGGCAUGAGUUUGUCUGUGAAGACAUAAAGAUGGUGUCUGUCGAAGAUCACCGUGCGCUAGACUUACUCGAUAAGGGGACUAAGUUGGUGAAUGGUCAUUACAAGAUUGGGCUUUUGUGGAGAAAUGAACCGCCUGCUUUGGCUGACAACAGGGUUGUAGCCGAGAAGAGACUCGAGGGAAUUAAGCGACGCUUUCAACGGGACACGGCAUUUGCUGAGAAAUAUUGCCAAGCCAUGGAUGUUUACUUCGACAAGGGCUAUGCAAGAGUGAUGGAAGCAGAGGAAGCAGGCCCGAAAACCUGGUAUCUGCCCCAUCAUGGGGUAGUAAACAUCAACACGCCUGGAAAGUUUAAGGUUCCGUCUGACGACUGCGAUGCCUUGCGGUUUUUAUGGUGGAGGAAUGGACUCAAUAAGCCCCCAGUUGCUUGCCAGAUGACCAGCCAUAUCUUUGGAGCCGCCGAUAGCCCAAGUGUAUGUACAUAUGGUAUGCGAAGAUGUGCUGAUGAUCACAAAGCCCAAUUCGACCCAAGAGUUGCAGAGGCUAUCUACCGAAGCUUUUAUGUCGAUGACUUUUUAAAGUCGGUUGCUGUGGCAAGUUUGGCAAUCCUACUGGCCUUGCAGUUGAUUGAACUUCUGGCAAAGGGAGGUUUUAAGCUGACAAAGUUUAUGUCUAACUCUAAGGAGUUUUUGAAGGCUUUACCUGGAGAAGUCCAGGCGUCUGGUUUUGUGGACUUGAGCAUGGAGUCGCAAAACGAAGAGAGAGCAUUGGGAGUUGGAUGGAACGUCGGUGAAGACACGUUAGGAUUGCAGGUGACAGGAAUAAGUAAGACCGGUACCAAAAGCAACACACGAAGAGAGUGUCUUGCCGCAGUGAGUUCCCUCUACGACCCACUCGGCCUCGUUGGACUGGUUACUCUUGUUGCAAAGAGGAUCCUUCAAAUGAGCUGCAAGUUAAAGUUAGCCUGGGAUGACGAACUACCAGAAGAUUUGUUGAAGGCCUGGGAAGUUUUGAAAUUAAGUCUUGCUGGUCUGACUGAGAUUAGAGUCCCAAGAUGGUACUUCACCUCAGAGAGCGAGGGACGUUACGACUCCACCACUUUCCGACACUUCGGAGAUUGGCUACGGCACUGUAUCUUACUUGAGGAAGGUGUACGAAGAUGGAUCAGUGGAGUGCGCGUUUGUGAUGGCCAAGACAAGAACUGCCCCAAGUCAUAUGUCCGUAGCAGGGAAAGAAGGUUCAAGACAUACGUGGCCAAUCGCGUGGGUGAGAUACGUGACUCGUCAACGCCUGAGCAGUGGCACCACGUGCCAGAGAAAAAACUUAACCUGGCAGACCUGGCCUCUCGAGGCCAAUCAGUCAAGAGCUUCAAGAAGAGUGAACAGUGGUUCCGAGGGCCAGAUUUCUUAUGGCAAGCAGAGUGCUGCUGGCCCAACGCAGAAGUAUCAGCUCUACCAGAAGAUGAUCCUGAGAUAAAGCAGGAGAAGCUAGUCGGAGUGAUUGCUGUUGGAGAUAGACCCCAAGUAGUAAAUGGCAGACCUCUGGUUGACCGUCUGAUUCAUCGGUACUCUUCAUGGAACAAGCUGUUGCGACUAGUUGCCAUACUGAGGAAGUUUGUUGGGUACCUUAAAGACAAGUCCAAGGUGCGCAGAGAGAUUACAACAGAAGAGCUGAAAGGUGCUGAGCUUGCAGUCAUCAAGUACGUGCAAGGGUCCGAAUAUGCUGAGGAAAUCGCAGACUUGCAGAGGUGCGGAAGAGUGAAAAACACUAGCCCAUUUAAGAAGCUGAGACCUGUGUUGAUCGAUGGGAUAUUGCGAGUAGGAGGUUGA
This is a messenger RNA of Lineus longissimus, 3045 nucleotides long. RefSeq lists its product as uncharacterized. Gene Ontology annotation, biological process: proteolysis. NCBI's taxonomy places the organism in Eukaryota, Metazoa, Nemertea, Pilidiophora, Heteronemertea, Lineidae. Gene Ontology annotation, molecular function: aspartic-type endopeptidase activity. The coding region runs from base 1 to 3045 and encodes 1014 amino acids. The transcript has 6 exons. The record is from RefSeq and is a predicted model, not a curated record.